AGGUGAUCGAAGGUCACAGAAAAGUGCUGUCACAUGCUUUUUUAUGUGAUUUUGAUGAAUGGAACUCAGUCUUUCCACAGUAACAUCUAGAUCCCAAUUAGUUUCUUUGCUUUCCUUCUCGCUUUGAAAGCCGAUGUGAAUGCGAGGUUUAGUGUUACAUUUUGAUGGCAGAAAACGAUAAACUUAAUGUCGACAGUGUUAUUAGUCGACUUCUCGAAGUUCGUGGCUCCCGACCAGGAAAGAAUGUGCAGUUGACUGAAGGAGAGAUCCGUGGUCUUUGCUUGAAAUCGAGAGAAAUCUUCCUCAGCCAACCGAUUUUAUUAGAACUAGAAGCACCUUUAAAAAUAUGCGGGGAUAUACAUGGUCAAUAUUACGAUCUUCUGCGCUUGUUUGAAUAUGGUGGUUUUGCUCCCGAAGCAAACUACCUAUUUCUUGGAGACUACGUCGACAGGGGGAAACAGUCACUAGAAACAAUAUGUUUACUGCUGGCGUACAAAAUUAAAUUUCCCGAGAAUUUUUUUCUUUUGAGAGGAAAUCACGAAUGUGCCAGCAUUAAUAGAAUUUAUGGAUUCUACGAUGAAUGCAAGAGACGUUAUAACAUAAAAUUGUGGAAAACAUUUACAGAUUGCUUUAAUUGUUUACCUAUUGCAGCAAUAAUAGAUGAAAAAAUUUUCUGUUGUCAUGGUGGACUGUCUCCAGACUUGCAGUCUAUGGAGCAAAUUCGACGGAUUAUGAGGCCAACGGAUGUUCCUGAUCAAGGUCUCCUUUGUGACUUACUUUGGUCAGAUCCUGACAAGGAGGUGUCAGGAUGGGGAGAAAAUGAUCGUGGAGUUUCAUUUACGUUUGGACCAGAUAUUGUGUCCAAGUUUUUACAGAAACAUGAUUUGGAUCUUAUCUGUCGUGCACACCAAGUUGUUGAAGAUGGUUAUGAAUUCUUUGCGAAACGACAACUUGUAACAUUGUUUUCAGCACCAAAUUAUUGUGGAGAGUUUGAUAAUGCUGGUGCUAUGAUGAGUGUUGAUGAAACAUUAAUGUGCUCAUUUCAGAUUUUAAAACCAGCAGACAAGCGAAAGUUUCCGUAUGGUGGUUUGAAUGCAGGGCGCCCUGUUACUCCACCUAGAGGUCAAAACAAACAAAAAUCUGGCAAGAAAUAAUGAAAAAUUGAAAACCUCGACAAUUUCAUGCUAGGGAAAGGAGAACUCUUCAGCUUGUUGCCCUAUGUAAUUAAUUGAUCCAUUGUAAAAUAUUAGCUAGUUAGAAUUUCAGCCAUAGUAAAAUGUUAAGAUUCAGAGAAUAGUCUCAACAUCAAAUACUUGUAGCUUAGUUUAUUGUUGUCGGAUAUUACAUAAAUGGAGAAAUAGCACCACACUGUGCUUAUUAGUUUUAAAUACAUCUACAUCACUGCA
Molecule: messenger RNA, 1406 nt
Organism: Xenia sp. Carnegie-2017
Lineage: Eukaryota; Metazoa; Cnidaria; Anthozoa; Malacalcyonacea; Xeniidae
Product: serine/threonine-protein phosphatase alpha-2 isoform
Exons: 8
Coding region: 165-1154 (329 amino acids)
Cellular component (GO): nucleus; cytoplasm
Molecular function (GO): protein serine/threonine phosphatase activity
Source: RefSeq, a predicted model, not a curated record